UUGUGAAAAAAAACAAAACUUUUUAACCGAAUUAAGAAGUGCUUGAUUGAAAUUUUAGAACUUGAAUGUAUUCUUACUUGUGAAAAAGAGAUGACGCGAUUUAUUUCUUGAAAUGGCAGACGAUACGUUAUAUAUAGGAGAUGUAAUUUGUUUAUAUUCGGCGGAAUCUUACGGAUUUGUUUUCUCGUCACAGAGCAGUUCUGUGCACAAUUGGAUUGCGGUUGGGUCCAAGCAAGAUAAGCGGAAACCGGAUGUAAAGGACCAAAAUCUGCUGUCAUUUGAGAUAUGUGUAGCCAAUCGUUACAAACUAAACAAGCAGAGCCGAGAACUUAAGUCCAAGAUUGAAGAACACCCGGAUGACUACACGCUGCGAACACGUUAUCACCAAGCAAAGAAUGCGGCGAAGGCGGAAUCUGAAGAUAAUGAAUUGGAACAGAAGAGACAGCAAGGCAAAAAGUUACUGUAUGGCCAAGUCGUACAGUUAAAGCACAGGUUUACACGGAAGUAUAUACAUGUCAGCACAGCGGCCACAUCUCCUACAGAAGGGAAAAACAUGGCGAUUGUUUUGCUACCAUAUAACGCAAAGAACGCCCAAUUCAAGGUGAUGCCGAGAUACAAGGUCAAGGCCGAAGGAGAUGUGGUACAAGAAGGGGAUCAAAUAGUUUUUGAAAGUGUUAAAUCUGCGGGGCAUUACGUACACGUGUCAAAGGCAACGUUUGGUAACCAGUCAGUGUAUCAAAGAAGCCAUGAAUUGAACUUAUCAGUCCAACAGUCAGGAUUUACAAUCUUCAGAAAAUAUAAACCGACACCUGAUGACAAUAAGAAAGUCAAGAUCGGAAAUAUAGUGAGAUUCUACCACAAAGAAAUGGAAGCUUAUUUGGUCGCAGAAGGACUUUUCGAUUUUGAAGUUACAGAAGAUGUACAUCUAAGAUGCAGGCCUGUUGUUCAAACAAACCCAAAGAGUAUGAUUCCAAGCACAUCUGCAGUGACCUAUUGGCAGAUAGAACUACAAGAGGGAUGUGUCGCUGGUGGAGUAUUUCAGUUUGGACAGCAGUGUAAGCUACUUCAUAUGUGUACCCGGAGAUAUCUAUCAGUAGAAAGUUACGAAAAUGCCAGAGGUGACAGCAAUAAAGACAAGUUUAAAGUGAACCUGACCUCCGAUCACCUUGACCCCAAAACUGUCUUUAGACUGCAUCCAGUGGACAGAGACAGUGAUGAUAUAAUUGAUGGAAGUUACUGCAGAAUAGAGAAUGUUGUAUCUGGACAGUGGCUGCAUGCUUCCACAGAUGAAUACAUAAGAAAUCAAGUGAAAGCACUGAACAAGGAGAGUAAAUCUAUGGGUUCGUUAAAAUGGAGUACCGCUGUAAUGAAAAAGAUAACAGUGGCAGAGGAGCAACAAUAUGACGACGCGUUUACAAUACAGACUGUGUCUCCGCCUCUGGAGAAAGUUUUCAUAAGCUUACUAUGCGGAAAUGGUUCCGUUUCUUGCAGAACACGUUCUGUACAUGAUGUUAUGUUGUCCUUGAGUGCCUUUGUUAAUAAAUUAUCACACUGA
Ruditapes philippinarum (Manila clam) is the source of this 1555-nucleotide messenger RNA. Its product is annotated as inositol 1,4,5-trisphosphate receptor type 2-like. Gene Ontology annotation, molecular function: inositol 1,4,5-trisphosphate-gated calcium channel activity; inositol 1,4,5 trisphosphate binding. The transcript is spliced from 14 exons. The record is from RefSeq and is a predicted model, not a curated record. Gene Ontology annotation, cellular component: endoplasmic reticulum. Bases 113 to 1555 code for a protein of 480 amino acids. Gene Ontology annotation, biological process: calcium ion transport. NCBI's taxonomy places the organism in Eukaryota, Metazoa, Mollusca, Bivalvia, Venerida, Veneridae.